Messenger RNA from Penicillium alfredii, 990 nucleotides. RefSeq lists its product as uncharacterized. Lineage: Eukaryota; Fungi; Ascomycota; Eurotiomycetes; Eurotiales; Aspergillaceae. The transcript is spliced from 2 exons. The record is from RefSeq and is a predicted model, not a curated record. Bases 1 to 990 code for a protein of 329 amino acids.
AUGCCUUCUAAUACAACUUACCCCGCUAUCCUUCAUAUUCGGGACUUCAUCGACCAUGUUGAACCGGAUCCUACACGCCCCGGUAAAGGGCUGUCCAUGCAGCUCCGUAUUUCACUCAACAUACCGUGGAAAGACAUUCAGUCAGAUGACGUUGAACAGGAUGAAAUUCCUACUCUGGUCAGAUUUUUUAAUGAUAGCAAUCAGUCUGACCUUUACAAACCGAACACUUUUGUCUAUUCCUCAGGUUCAUUCCUGACGACCUCGUCCGAUGACGAGAAAUUUCAUAUUGUCCUCCACGCUCACAACUUGGACCGUCAUCCGGGCAAUGAAGAAGAUACUGAAUCGUAUUUCAUGCACUGUCCCCAGGCUGCCCAGCCAAUAGUGACGUUUCUCGGUGUUGUUCUUGAACGCGGUGGUCAACUGAACGGAGGGCCAACUCUUCUUCACUACCGUCUCCAGACCACUGUUUACAACACUUCAACCCGAACCCAUCACACCUUUCCCAUCACCGCGUACUUCAAAAACGGUCAGCGUUGGGCGAACUUUCCACCACUAAGCAUAAACACCCAUGUUUUCUUGACAGGUCGUAUUUUCGGCCUCACAAAAGAACAUCGCCAGUUAGCUGUCGUUACGGAUGAUAUACAUUUUCUCCCAACCUCAAAUCACCAUUUGCCCGCUACCCCUUCCUCGUCUGGUAAACGGAAGCGCGUGGAUCGUUGGUCUCAGAGAGCCGGCCCACAAACCCCGUCCAAAUCGGCUGCAAGGUCACACACUGAAUCACUUCCUAUCACGCACCAGUUCCAGGAUUCCCCUGAAAUAAUUGCACCUGAUGACGAUGAUGAGGAAGCCACGCAAAUUACAUGGCCAGACACGGCCGAUGAAAUCAAAGCCUCGCCACGGGCUACCACGUCACCUCCAGAGAGGCGUUCUCAAAGACCACGAAAAACAUCAUAUGCCGAUAUACUUGGACAAUCAAAAUACGAUACUUGA